AUGACCGUACCCGCGCCGCAAGAGCUUGUGUCCCCUGCAAAAGCUCGAAGAGGCGGUGCGAUAAAAACCUACCGUGCUUUUCGUGUCUCGCGACGGCCGGGAAAUCAAAGAACAUCGGGACGAUCACCAGAUAUUAUCAUUAGAAAUGCUAAAUCCUCGACUUCGACACAUCUGCGGUCGGAGCCACAAUCUUCCCUUGAGGAUAGUGCCGUCCAAUCCUCUCGGCAGGAGAUUCAUGCGGCUUCCACUCGGCAUCCCGAGUCACUAGUGGACCCCCUUUUUGCAGGCGAGAGCACCACUAAUAUCACCAGUACACGUGCCAGUACUCGUGAAUCUUCACCAUUUCAACGUUCGACGAUGUUACGGAGCUCUCAAGGUGAACAAGUCUAUAUCGGCAACAUUGCUGCUAUUUCGUUCCUUCGCUUUCUUCAAACUACGCUCAAACGUUACAUAGGAACUUCGGUUUUUACCGAACGUCAGGAGAGUAAUGUGAUGUUGGAAGUGGAGGUAUCCAGGAACAACAGCCCAUUCGAAGAUGAUUUGGAUCUUGCAGAAAAGCAAAAUUUAAUCGCAUGCUUCAUGAGAGUGUCGAAUGGUAUUCUUCACCUCUUUUCACAAAAUGAUAUAUCGAGGUUGUUAAACAUCAAGAUUGAUGCUACCAAUUCAUCUUCAAGCUCUAGCUCCCAGCGCGAAGACCUCGCGUGUCUUUUUCUAAUGCUAGCAAUAGGAGCUCAAUCUCGAGGCAAGGAUCCGCUCGAGAUUCAACUUGCGAAAAGGUAUUUUGCGCAGGCCCAGCAGAUGGCGUUCCUGGACAUGCUAGAAAAUCCAUCGCUAUGCAUGGUCAAGCUGUUUCUACUAAUGGCCAUGUACAUGCUAGGGGCCUGUCGUAGAAACACGGCCUUUAUGUAUAUUGGCAUUGCCUCGAAAUCUGCAACUAUCCUUGGGCUACACGUUCCAUAUCAACAUUCUCGGGUAUCCUCUGACGAACGUGCUGCUAGGCGCCGUAUAUGGAUGAGCUCACGCGUGCUUGAUCUUUUGUGUAGCUCCAUUCUUGCACGUCCCAGCAGCAUACCAUCAAUAGAGAGAGACGAAUACGAGAUUGAUAGUUCCAACCCCGAAGAUAUGGACCAUCGAACAUUAGCUCUUUACGCAACCUAUGAAUCGUCUUCUAUCAUCGAAACAAUCGUAAAAAAGUUCGCAGAAUCCAGCAGCGUAGACAUCCAUUCGGCCGAUACUUAUCUUCAAAUGUUGCGAGAAUGGAGCCAGGCUCUACCUUCUGCACUUCGUAGCUCUCCCGACUCCGCGUCCGAGGAGGAAUAUUGUGAGACUACAAUCGGCAACAUUCAUGUUUCUUGCACGUACUAUCUAGGCAUAAUGAUGGUGACCCGGCAAUUUUUGAUUUCCCAUGUUAUGUCUCAGCUACGGAAGAAUAGCUCGAACAAGUCUAGAAGAAAUAUCGAGGUACCGGCGACAAGUGCUGGCGAAAGAGAGAAAAUCGUUCAGUUUUCAGAUGCUUGCGUACAGUCUGCUCAUCUAAUGGUACAGCUCUGCUACGAAGCACACCUCAAUAACGUUCUCCUCGACAACAUGUGUAUCCUUAAAGCUUGGCUUUUCUCCGCAGGACUCGUCCUCGGCUUCUCCCUCCUUGUAGAAGGCGAAAUUCCCACUCAUAUUCACGAAUCUUUCGAUCGCGCUUGCACCGUACUUAUGAGGCUUGCACGAUUAAGUCCCCAGGCAGAACAAUACCAUGAUAUACUGUGUCGAUUUCACACCGCGAUCGAGUUGUACCGGCAACAGUUACUUAAGGCACAGAAAGAAAGUAACAAUUUGUAUGUUGAGAAGAUCAUGACUUUCGAGUCUUUCAGUAGAGGACCCAGUGAGGGGGGUUCUAACACUGAAUUCCGGUCGCAGUUACAGUCGCAACCUAUACCCAUGAAUGAGCAGACAAUGUUUGACGAAGUGGAGGGACAAGGAGAUUUGGCAGAAAUGUACGCCAUGGAUUUCUUCGGCAUUGAGAAUGAAAUCCAGAUGUGUGAUGCUCAGAUUGGGUAUGAUACGGGGGUUGCGGCUGAUCUAAGGUGGCUGUGCUAUGCCGCAGGUCCUGCUUGA
Molecule: messenger RNA, 2109 nt
Organism: Sclerotinia borealis F-4128
Lineage: Eukaryota; Fungi; Ascomycota; Leotiomycetes; Helotiales; Sclerotiniaceae
Source: the annotation of a GenBank genome assembly